CGGACAUUCGCCGAUCGCUGAUAACACGCUUUGAAUUUCUGAUUAGGAAAAACCAAAAACCAAAACGUCUCGAGUAACUUACCAAGUGUUCCCGACCGUGCAACGACGGGCGACGUUAAUAAUUCAUUAUUACAUUGCUAAACAGUGAACACUCGAUCGACCGCAGUCUUCCACAAUAUUCCUAUUCCAUCACCGUGCAAUUUUAAUAGUCGCCCACACUGUCCCUGAAUACGCGACGGAAAUACAAUAAUAGAUCGACCGAAAAUGGUGGUGAAAGUGUACAUGUCCGGCAUAUCGGGUAACAAGGAGGUGAAGAAACGCCAACAGAGGGUCACCAUGAUAUUGGAUAGCAAGAGCAUAUCAUACGACCUGGUGGACAUCACUGAACCAGGGAAGGAAGACGAAAAGGCUUACAUGCAGAUCAACAGUAAGACCAAGGAUGGUUCAAAAAAUGCUCUGCCGCCCCAGAUAUUCAAUGAUGAUGUUUAUUGCGGGGUUAGUAUGAUUAUGYCAGAUACGUGUAUGUAUCAUUUUAAACUAUCUCAUCUAAUACUAUUUGUGCCGAUUGGAAUAUCAGUAUAUUUAAAUAGUUAUUGA
Molecule: messenger RNA, 597 nt
Organism: Diuraphis noxia (Russian wheat aphid)
Lineage: Eukaryota; Metazoa; Arthropoda; Insecta; Hemiptera; Aphididae
Product: SH3 domain-binding glutamic acid-rich-like protein 2
Cellular component (GO): cytoplasm
Source: RefSeq, a predicted model, not a curated record